This is a messenger RNA of Malaclemys terrapin pileata, 2905 nucleotides long. RefSeq names its product poly(ADP-ribose) polymerase family member 6 (gene PARP6). The record is from RefSeq and is a predicted model, not a curated record. Bases 476 to 2362 code for a protein of 628 amino acids. Gene Ontology annotation, biological process: endoplasmic reticulum unfolded protein response. Gene Ontology annotation, molecular function: NAD+ poly-ADP-ribosyltransferase activity; kinase binding; protein serine/threonine kinase activator activity. The transcript has 23 exons. NCBI's taxonomy places the organism in Eukaryota, Metazoa, Chordata, Testudines, Emydidae. Gene Ontology annotation, cellular component: membrane; nuclear envelope; intracellular anatomical structure.
UUAAGUGAAACAACAAAGCCAGGAGGAGCAGCCAGCCGACAAGCCUUUUGUUUUCUUCCACUCAGCCUCCUCAGCCCCCCUUUUGUCUGCUCCCCUGUGGAGAGAGGCCAGCCAUCUCCGGCCCUGAUCCCUGGCACACAGCAAUGCUUCCUCCCUAGCCUGGACCAGCCUGGCAGCCUCCCAGGGCAUUCGCGGCUGCAGGGACUUGGCCGAAGGAAUCACCGGCCAGCAGUGUUUGGAGCAGCACCCGAGCCCCCGCUGCACAGUGCUGACGUAACCAUGAUGCUGGCUGCCUUUUAGAGGCCAGGGACUCGGUUGCCUGGAAACAGCAGAAGAUACUCUCCAGCCCGGAUCUCAGCCCUGACGUCAAGGCCUGACGCUGCCUGGAUGCCUGGCUCGCUCUUUCCAGGCCGCCUGGUGUCAUGGAGGGGAGAGGCCUAGCCUGACAGAGGAGUGCCCGGGAACCACGAAGCAAAUGGACAUCAAAGGCCAGUACUGGACUGACGAUGAUUCGGAUGGAGACAAUGAGUCGGAGGAAUUCCUCUAUGGAGUCCAGGGGACCUGCGCAGCGGAUCUGUACCGACACCCGCAGCUGGAUGCCGACAUUGAGUCGGUGAAGGAGAUCUACAGCGAGAACUCUGCAUCCGUCAGAGAAUAUGGGACCAUUGACGACGUGGACAUCGACCUCCACGUCAAUAUCAGCUUCCUGGAUGAGGAGGUGUCGACGGCCUGGAAGGUCCUACGGACCGAACCCAUUGUCCUGAGGCUGCGGUUCUCCCUCUCCCAGUACCUGGAUGGACCCGAGCCAUCGAUCGAGGUUUUCCAGCCAUCUAAUAAGGAGGGGUUUGGCUUGGGUCUUCAGCUGAAAAAGAUCCUGGGAAUGUUCACGUCCCAGCAAUGGAAACACCUCAGCAAUGAUUUCCUGAAGACCCAGCAGGAGAAGCGGCACAGCUGGUUCAAGUCAAGUGGCACCAUCAAGAAAUUCCGAGCAGGCCUCAGCAUCUUCUCUCCCAUCCCCAAGUCUCCCAGCUUCCCCAUCAUCCAGGACUCCAUGCUGAAGGGCAAAUUGGGGGUGCCAGAGCUCCGCGUCAAUCGCCUUAUGAACCGUUCCAUCUCCUGCACCAUGAAGAACCCCAAGGUGGAGGUGUUCGGCUACCCCCCAAGCACCCAGGCAGGUGUCGCCCCAUUCAACAUCCUGGUCGGCGGCCAUUGCAAGAACAUCCCCACACUGGAGUAUGGUUUUCUCGUCCAGAUAAUGAAGUAUGCGGAGCAGCGGAUCCCCACCCUGAACGAGUACUGCGUAGUGUGCGACGAGCAGCACGUCUUCCAGAACGGAUCCAUGCUCAAGCCGGCUGUGUGCACGCGGGAGCUGUGUGUCUUCUCCUUCUACACCCUGGGGGUGAUGUCUGGCGCGGCGGAGGAGGUGGCCACGGGAGCAGAGGUGGUGGACCUGCUUGUGGCCAUGUGCCGGGCUGCCCUGGAGUCCCCGCGCAAGAGCAUCAUCUUUGAGCCGUAUCCCUCCGUGGUGGACCCCAGCGAUCCCAAAACACUUGCCUUUAACCCUAAGAAGAAGAACUAUGAGCGUCUGCAGAAGGCCCUGGACAGUGUGAUGUCAAUCCGGGAAAUGACCCAGGGCUCGUAUCUGGAAAUCAAGAAGCAGAUGGACAAGCUGGACCCUCUGGCACACCCUCUCCUGCAAUGGAUAAUCUCCAGUAACAGAUCUCACAUUGUCAAGCUGCCUCUCAGCAGGGUACGUGGCCGCCCCCCUUUCAGGCAGCUGAAAUUCAUGCACACCUCUCACCAGUUCCUCCUGCUGAGCAGCCCCCCAGCCAAGGAAGCCCGGUUCCGCACAGCCAAGAAACUCUACGGGAGCACCUUCGCUUUUCAUGGAUCUCACAUUGAGAACUGGCAUUCCAUCCUACGCAACGGGCUGGUCAAUGCGUCCUACACCAAACUGCAGCUGCAUGGAGCAGCCUAUGGCAAAGGCAUCUAUCUGAGCCCCAUCUCCAGUAUUUCCUUUGGAUACUCAGGGAUGGGGAAAGGACAACACAGGAUGCCCUCAAAGGAUGAGCUCGUCCAGAGAUAUAACCGAAUGAACACCAUCCCUCAGACUCGAUCUAUCCAGUCCCGGUUCCUACAGAGUCGGAAUCUAAACUGUAUAGCACUUUGUGAAGUGAUCACCUCGAAGGAUCUCCAGAAGCACGGGAACAUCUGGGUGUGCCCGGUCUCGGACCAUGUCUGCACCCGUUUCUUCUUUGUGUACGAAGACGGACAAGUAGGAGACGCCAAUAUAAACACUCAGGAUCCCAAGAUCCAGAAGGAAAUCAUGCGUGUGAUCGGAACUCAGGUCUACACAAACUGAGGGGCACCUGCGGAGCCCACACUUUUCACGCAGGGAGCCGGCGAGCUGCUCCCCCUGGUGCAGGCAGAGAGGAGCUGGGUGUCUGAGGCUGCCAAAAGGAGCAAUGAAAACACUGGCUUCAUGAAGGAAACAGACAGGCGUGGGGGUGGGGUGAGGGCCUCAGCAUCCUCCUUGGAGCAGGACUCUGCCGCUUCAGUCAGCACCACAUCUGGAGGGCAAUGGCUCUGGUGCCACAUCUGGGAAGCGGAGGUGCGACUGUGAGUCAGGUUUCCCAGCUGGCUCCCUGCUGCCUGUGCAUAGAUGUAUAGCAGAGAACGCAGCCAGGGCGGGCUUGUUGAUAUUUUCCCCCGCCCUGAUCACCCUGUAUCCCAGCACUGAGCAGGAGCCAUGGGCACGUCCUGCCUCAUGUGCCUGCCCUUGGACCUGGGCGUUGCCCCUGGGCACAUGGCCGUUCUCAAGUUUACAGCAAUGACAUUUUUAACAACAAUAAAAACAAAGCAAAAAAAAAAUGGUUUUAGCUUAUUAAAGUUCUUUAAAAAACUG